AUGAGCGGACGCGACUCCGGACUGGGGGCAGAGCUCAGCCAGGCCUACCGCCACCUCGAGGCACAGAGGCAGGCCACACAGCACGACGUCUACAACGCCGGCCAGGACAUGUGGUUCGACUCAAGACGCGCUGCUAAGAGAGGGCCCCCGUCCACCCUGGCGUCUACGGUCCAGUCCCAUGCUACACCGCCCUCGGACCAUGUCAUGGAGACCGCGGAGAGGGACGCCAUUGUGGAAGAAGGGGUACGCGACCCCCCGACAGAGAGGCGGACCCCUUCAUCCCUCUUCCAGCCCAUGCCCAUUGAGACGGACAUCGCCUACCAGAUGACGGCUGCGCAAAGGGGCGUGGACAUUAACGAUGUGGGGGCUAUGCAAGCCUACAUGGCUACACCGCUCCCAACAAGGAAUGAGGUUCUCCAGACCAUUCGCGAUUACCACCUCGGGGUCCUGCGACCCGAAAUCUUCAACCUCAUCACGCAGGUCGAGAACGUCAUCGGCAAGCUCGACGACAAGAUCCUCAAGACCCAAGAGUCCCUGCAGUGGCUAGCCUCAGACAAUAGGCAGCAGCAAAAGAAGGAGAGCGCCAUGCUAGUGGUCACGUCUGGCUGGGAUAAAACGCUCGCACCCGCGGACAGGCUCUUUCAGAUUAACUGGAUGCUGGAGCAGCUGGAGCACAUCAAGCAGUUCAUCCACCAGCGCGUCUACAACGCCUCCGACUCCUGCAGACUUUGGUGUCUUUCUGCCCUCGCAGUGGCCUUCGUUGACGCCUACGGUGGUGGAGCCGGAUGCCCUCUGUACAAGGACGCUAAAACGCCCGUCAAGCAGCACCACAUCCGGGUUACCGCAGCCUCACCGCAGUUCCAGCGCAAGCUUGAGCUCCCAUUGCGGGUGGCACUCACUGUGAUAAACCGCUCCUCGGAGGUGCAGGGUACAACGCCGGAGCCCAUCGUCAUCCUUUGGCGCACGCUGACAGUCAUGAAGCCCGCCGCCACGAAGGAGUUCAACCCCCAAGCCCGCGCUUGCGCCCGGAUGACGUACUACGAGCAGAGUGGUGAGCUACGUGGCCUCCUCGAAGUGGACGCGGAGUUGUUCGACCUCAUGUCAGCUAAACCGCCGCAUGGGGACGAGGAAAACCUUUGGGCCCACUGCUGGAACCAGCUGACCUUUGGAGUUCAGCACGAGUUGGACGUCGCCGAGAAGCAAGUUUUCACCCAGGCAGCCCUCGGAGCCAAAGGUUCCUCGAAGGGUAUUUCCCUGGGUAAAUCGCAGCGCCACUGGAGCGCGCCGUUUAUCUAUAAUUCGGCCAUGAAUCCCUUCCCGAUCCCCAUGACCAUCAGCAAAGUUGAUGCUGUCAGCUAUUGUUGGGAUGAAUAUUGCGAUAAGGUAGCUGCCCCACAGCAUAAGGUGGGGAACUACCAGGCCAGAACUUUUGAGGGGGCUCCCGUGGUUACACCGCCAGCGGCGGGAGCCAAUCUUCCGCAAGGACCCGCUCCCUCUGAGCCAGGCCCCGGCAAGGGUAGAGGCAAGUGA
Messenger RNA from Symbiodinium natans, 1530 nucleotides. Lineage: Eukaryota; Dinophyceae; Suessiales; Symbiodiniaceae. The record is from the annotation of a GenBank genome assembly.